GAACUUAUGACACUUGGGCUAAGCCUUUCAAUAUCUAUUACAUUAUACGUCAUUGGAACACACAUAAGAUAUACAUACAUUACCGCUUAUGUGCUAUUCCUAAGACGUUCCUGAUAGAAACGAAAUGUGAUGCGCUUGAGACGACAUUAGAAAUAUAUAAAAACUGGAAUACCCUUUCACUUUUACAGAGCCAUUAACAAUGGAGAUUCACGAUGUGAUGCUUCUCUUCUUAGCUGCUGUCUUGACAACAGCCACAGCCAGCACAAUGCCAUUUAGAGAUCAGUGUUUGUAUUGGCACAACUACUUCCGCACACUUCAUCAGGCUCCUCCUGUCACGUGGUCAAUGGAACUUCAAAAGGAGGCGGAAGAUUGGGUAAACUAUCUGGCAGAAAACGACAAAUUUCACCACAGUGCCAAGAAUCCUGGGAAUUUGUACUUGGCAAGUGACAGACCCAAGGAGUAUUGCACUGAUGCUGUUCAGUGGUUCCACUGGGAGGAGAAAUUUUAUAACUAUAGCAAUCCUAAAUACUACAAGGCAGCUGGACAUUUUACACAGGUGAUAUGGAAAAACUCAAGACAAAUUGGGGCUGCUUGGGCUAUUCGUAAGGACAAAAGGCUUGUUAUAUCGAUCAAGUACAAACCUGGCGGUAACGUCGUCAACUAUUUUGGUAAAAAUGUUCUUCCACCAACCGCUGCUCUCUUGGGACCAGAAUGGACGCGAGUUCCACCGAAGUUUACUAGGUGUCCGAGUUUGAUUACUACAACUGCUGGCACUAAGAAAGAAUCGACAAGUGGAGCAAUGACGUUUAAAGAGCAGUGUAUUUAUUGGCACAACUAUUUUCGGACACUUCAUCAGGUUCCAAAUGUCACGUGGUCGAUGAGUCUACAAAAAGAAGCGGAAGACUGGGUAAAGUAUCUGGCAGAAAACAACAAAUUUCAUCACAGUGCCAAGAAUCCCGGGAAUUUGUACUUGGCAAGUGACAUACCCAAGGAGUAUUGCAGUGACGCUGUUCAGUGGUUUCACUGGGAGGAGAAGUUUUAUAAUUAUAGCAAUCCUAAAUACUACAAGGCAGCUGGACAUUUCACACAGGUGAUUUGGAUGAACUCGAAAGAAAUCGGUGCUGCUUGGGCCAUUCGAAAUGACAGUAGACUUGUUAUAUCGAUCAAGUAUAGAACAGGUGGUAAUGUCGUUGGCUACUUUCGUAAAAAUGUCAAACCACCAACCGCCGCUCUUCUACCCAACUGGCCGUAUGCUCCUCCUAGAUUUUCCAGAUGUCCGAUCAGAACUACUACCAUCCCACCGACUACUACACCCAUCCCUACUAAGCCUGAUACAGGAGGUACAUGGCCAUUCAGAGAUCAGUGCCUUUACUGGCACAAUUACUUCCGGACCCUUCAUGAGGUUCCUUUCGUCACUUGGUCGCUGAGCCUUAAAAAAGAGGCGGAAAACUGGGUUAAGUAUCUAGCAGACAACAACAAGCUUGAAUUCAAGAAUAAUUCUGGGAACUUGUACUUGUCAACGGAAAAACCAAGAGAGUACUGUAGUCAAGCUAUAUGGUGGUUCCAUGGCCAAGAGAGAUAUUACGAUUACAAAAAUCCUCGUUACAUCAAAGCAGCACGAAACUUUACGCAGCUUAUUUGGAAAAGCACGAAACAAAUUGGCGCCGCCUGGAAAAUCCGUAAGGACGGAAAGCUUAUUGUGGCCGUCAUGUACGACUCCGAAGGUGGGAACGACAAAGGUAAUUUUGAAGACAACGUUUUCCCUCCCUUUGCGGAAACUUUGGGCCCAGAUUGGUUGCGGACCCCUCCUGAAUCUUCGAGGUGUCCAAGAGAAAACAUUGUGACACGUCCCACUAAUGAGUCCAUCAUUUCAACAAGACCUCAUGUGAGAGCAGCAGCGGAAAGACCUUGCAUUAGCUUGGACCUCUUCAUUACAUUUGUCAUACUUGCAACCUAUUUCUGGUAAACGGAAACUAAUUCAUUUGAAUAUUUGAAACGUUUACUGAUUGCCCUUUGAGACUUCAGUGUCUUCCAAGCACGAAUCGCACUCUAUCGUACGAUACGGUUCUCCAAGUUUUGUGGUAGAGCAGUUCGUUUUUCGUAGAAGAGUACAAGCAGAUUCAAUAUGCUGAUUCCUGACUUGGAAAUAGCGAGCUUUCUAUUGUAAAUAUUAGAUAAUUUCCGAUGAAUAUUUAGUUAACACUAAGUUAUUUAUUGAAAAUUACACUGCAUGUGAGAAGGACGAAUGCGAGUAAUAAUAUUGAUGAUGAUUAGCCUCGGUGCAGGCAUCUCCCAUUUUCCCCUAUCAUAAAUGAUUUCGUAAAGUAAUUUUUACAACGUUAUAAUUAAAGCUAUUAAUAUUUAUCUGCGUUACACUACUCGAUAUACGGUAAAAAGGAUUAAUUUACCAGAGCUAGAGUAAGGUUUCGUAACGAAACACUUUUGCAUGAAUCUGUAUUAACGGAUGACAUAAGGACAAUUAUAAAAACUGGUCGGGGAGGUGGGGGUUUGUCCGUCCAUUAUUCCUUAAAAUGAAUUUCAAUUAAUUCAUGAGAAGAGCAAAAUUAUCAAAAAAUCACAGUUUCGGAAUACCACCGGUGGUUAACCCUUCAACUCUUAAGAUGUAAUUGUUAAUUCUCCUCUGUAGCUGCUCCACAUUUCCUUGUAAAUUAGUUACGAGAAUUUGGUGUUAAAUCAAGAUCACAACUAUUACCUGAAAAGUUUAAAUAUUCUCAUUACAUGUGUACUGGAUUAUGUAUGGAUAUUAUUGGGAGAAGUUACAUGUUAAUUACCUCUGGAAGUUAAAGGGUUGACGAAGUAACACGUUUUCAGUCAAAGCACAAUCAGGUAUGUUUUUCUUCAGCCGAAUGUACAUAAAUAUAUAACGACUGUCGGAUGAUGGGAGGAUGAUAUCGAACAACUAAUAUAUGAUUUUCCUCACAAGUAUGAAGUAAUGCACAGAAAUGAUAUGAUAACGAACAUUGAUGAUUACUUCAACCUACUUUGUAAAUUAUGUUAAAAACU
This is a messenger RNA of Pocillopora verrucosa, 3024 nucleotides long. The record is from RefSeq and is a predicted model, not a curated record. NCBI's taxonomy places the organism in Eukaryota, Metazoa, Cnidaria, Anthozoa, Scleractinia, Pocilloporidae.